AUGGUUACGCUCAUGGGAAUUCAGGUUACUGGAGUCCUCAAGCAGCAGCUCUUUGAGAGGUGCGUGCACUUCUCUGACAAGCCAGAGCAGGGCAUGGACUUUGCAGGAUUCCUGCAGCUCAUGCAGUGGAUGGUCGGCACAAACUUUGGCAACAUACUCUCUGCCGCAGAGCAGACGGUGAAGUCUGAAGGUCUGAGAUCUGAUGGCACCAGUGCCGUUCCGCAGCAGCCAGGGGUGAUGAAUCUAUCCAAGUUUGGCCACAUGGAGAUGAGCGUCAACGUGCGGUCCAGGAAGUACCUUGGUUGA
This is a messenger RNA of Symbiodinium pilosum, 306 nucleotides long. NCBI's taxonomy places the organism in Eukaryota, Dinophyceae, Suessiales, Symbiodiniaceae. The record is from the annotation of a GenBank genome assembly.